AUGGCGUGUUCUGUGUUUAGCUCGGCUCUGGCGGUGCUGCUAUUAGGAAUGGCUGUGAUCUGUGUUCGACAUGGAGAAGCCGAACCUAACGUUAAAGAGGAUGAGAGCUCCUGUCAGGGUGCAUUCGACUUGUAUUUCGUCCUUGACAAAUCUGGAAGUGUCAAAAACCACUGGAUUGAGAUCUACUCAUUUGUGGAACAUCUAGCAGAGAAAUUUGUAAGCCCAAUGCUUCGGAUGUCCUUUAUUGUCUUCUCUACACGUGGAAAUACCAUUAUGAGACUCACUGCAAAUAGGGAUGACAUUUCCAAAGGCCUAAUCAUACUGAAAAGAGAGGUACCAGGAGGUGACACAUUUAUGAAUCUUGGCUUACAGAAGGCAAAUGAGCAAAUAUAUCAUGGAAAUUAUGGAACAGCCAGUGUUAUCAUUGCUUUGACGGAUGGAGAAUUAAAUACACUUCAGUUCAUCACGGCACAGCAAGAGGCACAGAGGGCCAGAUCUCUUGGAGCCAUAGUGUACUGUGUUGGGGUGAAAGACUUCAAUCAAACACAGUUGGCCACCAUUGCAGACACCAUCGAGCAUGUGUUUCCUGUUGUGGGUGGUUUCCACGCCUUGAGGGGAAUGAUUGAUUCAAUAAUCAAAAAGUCAUGCAUUGAGAUUUUGGCUGCUGAGCCGUCAAGCGUCUGUGCUGGAGAGGCUUUUCAGGUGGUUGUGAGGGGAAAUGGCUUUUUGCAUGCCAGGAACAUCAAUCAGGUCAUGUGCAGCUUCAAAGUCAAUGACACAGCCACCUUAAAUAAGAAGCCUGAAAGUGUUGAAGACACACUUCUUCUUUGCCCAGCACCAGUUAUAGAUGAAGUUGGAAAGGAGAUAUAUCUUCAGGUCAGCAUGAAUGAAGGCUUGUCCUAUAUCACCAGUGCAGUGCACAUCACUACUACUGAAUGUUCUGAUGGCACCGUUCUGCUCAUUGCAUUACUGGUAAUCUCCCUGCUCGUGAGUUUGCUGCUGCUGUGGUGGUUCUGGCCUCUGUGCUGCACCGUGGUCAUCAAGGAGCCACCUCCUCCCCCACCACCACAGCCUGAAUCUGAUGAUGAGGAUGGGCUGCCAAAGAAAAAGUGGCCCACUGUGGAUGCCUCAUACUAUGGGGGCAGAGGUGUAGGUGGCAUAAAAAGAAUGGAGGUGCGCUGGGGAGAAAGGGGCUCGACAGAGGAAGGGGCUAAACUGGAAAAGCCCAAAAACGCUGUGGUAAAGAUGCCUGAGCAGGAGUUUGAGCCUCCUGAGCCCAGACCAAAAAGAAAUUCUGGACGGCAUAGCCAACAGAGAAGAUGGUACACUCCUAUCAAGGGGAAACUGGAUGCACUGUGGGCUCUGCUCCGUCGUGGCUAUGGCCAAGUAUCCCUCAUGAGGCCCCAACCUGGAGAUAAGGGCCGAUGCAUCAACUUUACCCGGGUGAAAGAGGAGGCACAUCAGCAACCACUACCUCCUCCACCUCCACCACCCCCAGCAGAGCACCGACCGCUGAUACACCCGUCCACUUCAUCACCUCCAAACAGACCAGCGUCUCCAAACAGACCCCCACCAGCCCAUCCACCAGCGCACCCACCUCACAGACCCCCUCCAGCUCCAACACCCCACGGACUCCCACCAUCCCGGGCACCCCCAAGACCCCCUCCUUCUCGCCCCCCACCCUGUCCUGGGAACCAGUACUGAGAACAAUGUGGAACCUUUAGCACCCUAAAUUAUC
Messenger RNA from Trichomycterus rosablanca, 1738 nucleotides. RefSeq names its product ANTXR cell adhesion molecule 1d (gene antxr1d). Gene Ontology annotation, cellular component: cell surface; plasma membrane. Lineage: Eukaryota; Metazoa; Chordata; Actinopteri; Siluriformes; Trichomycteridae. The record is from RefSeq and is a predicted model, not a curated record. The transcript is spliced from 18 exons. The coding region runs from base 1 to 1704 and encodes 567 amino acids. Gene Ontology annotation, molecular function: transmembrane signaling receptor activity.